UUUAUAGCGCACAACACCGGAGAGGCGGCCGGCGGGUGGAGCUGUGACCGGAGUACUAUAUCAGUGAAUUAUUCCCUCUACAGCUAUUACUAUUAUUCCUGGAGUCUGCUGGCGAAUGUCUAGGGUUGUUUUGCCAGGAGAAUGUCUGGUAAUCCCUGCUAGAUCUACACAGCAGGAGUUCGAGGCAGUACGGCAACUGCUGAGGCAUGGGAGUCAGGUUUUUUGGAAGGAAGGCCACACGCUUUGGAGUGCCAUUCAUUUUACUUGUUGUUGGCGGCUCUUUUGGUCUGAGGGAGUUUGCUCAGCUCAGGUAUGACUUCAGGACAAGGAGAACUAUUUCCAAGGAAGAUGCAGAAAAAGUGGGCAUCAAAAUGAAAGAUGCAAAGGAGGUGACACUGGAAUCAGAAUAUGAGAAGAUUGCUCAGAUCGACACAAGUAACUGGGAAAAUGUGCGAGGUCCACGCCCUUGGGAGGAAGGGAACAAACUGUACGAGGAGGCUGUGGAGCGUGUCAAGAAGAUGGAGGCAGGCAAAUGAAGGCUGACAGGCACCUACACCACUGGUGCGAGUGUCAGGUAAAUACUGCAGGUGUACUGCUGGCAGUCAGUGCUGUGGUUGUCAAGUGUAGCUCAUUAAGUGCACUCCACUCAUUUUAAAUGUAUAUGGAAAGGUUUUAUCAUACUGGUGUUAAUUCAUUACAUCUUGUUCCAUAGUGUACCGGAUUAACUUUUAUCAAAGAUAUAACAAAACAUAUGAAGCAACUCCCUCCUGUGCUGCUGACGUGACAGUUCCCAAGGAGAAUGCGUGUACAUAUCCAAGAAAUAGAUCAGAUUCACUGA
Scylla paramamosain (green mud crab) is the source of this 838-nucleotide messenger RNA. It is a transcript of the gene l(3)neo43, whose product is annotated as cytochrome c oxidase assembly protein COX16 homolog, mitochondrial-like. Gene Ontology annotation, biological process: mitochondrial respiratory chain complex IV assembly. The transcript is spliced from 5 exons. The record is from RefSeq and is a predicted model, not a curated record. Gene Ontology annotation, cellular component: mitochondrial inner membrane. The coding region runs from base 207 to 536 and encodes 109 amino acids. Lineage: Eukaryota; Metazoa; Arthropoda; Malacostraca; Decapoda; Portunidae.